AUGGAAGGUGACAGUGCUUUUGCGGGGAACACCGCUGUUUCCGCGACGAACGAGUACCCCAGCGUGGCAUGGCCGACGGUGCUCGAUAUUCCAUUGAAGGCCUCUGAAGAAUUGGUCAGUAUAGAUCUGGAGACGGAUCUGCCGGAUGACCCUGCGGAUUUGCGAACUUUGCUUGUUGAAGAGAGCUCUGACAAGGAGCACUGGCUGACGAUUGCCAUUGCGUACUGCAACCAGGGGAAGAUCCAGGACGGGAUUGCCCUGAUUCGCAUGGCGUUGGAGGUUUUCCACGGCGCGGAGAGGGCGUCGCUACACACGCUUCUGAGCUGGGCGCAUCUUACCUUGGCGAAGAAGGACACGACGGACCCACAUUUGAGGGAACAAUGCCUUGUAAACGCGGAGAACGACUUGAAGGACGCCAUUGGGUUUGACCCGACGUGGGUUGGGAAUAUGUUGGCGACAGUGGACCUGUACUACCAGAGGGGACACUACGAUAAGGCUCUAGAGACCUCGGACCUGUUUGUCAAGAGUAUCCAUGCAGAGGAGCGCAGAGCAGGGAAACAGCCCAAGAUCAACUGCCUGUUCCUUCUCAUGAGGGCGAAACUGUUGUACCAGAAGAAAAACUACAUGGCGAGUCUGAAAUCGUUCCAGGAAUUGCUCGUCACGAACCCAGUGCUGAAACCGGACCCGAGGAUUGGUAUCGGUCUAUGUUUCUGGCAGUUGAAGGACUACCAAAUGGCCAUCAGCGCAUGGGAGAGGGCGCUCGAAUUGGACCCAGAGAACAAGACGGCAUCGAUACUGUGCCUGUUGGGCAAAUUCCACAACAGUAUUACAGAUUCUAAGAACGAUACACAGUUCACAGAAAGCUUCACCAAAGUUCUGACGGAAUUGAAUGACAUAUAUACGAACAACAAGGAGAACCCCGUCCUCUUGAUCCUCCUACAAAGCUACUACUAUUUCACUGGAGACUACUCAAGAGUCAUUAAAAUCUACGAAGCAAAGAUAUCUCCCAAUGCAUCCCUGAUCACCCCAACGUUGAUGUCGGAUUCGACGUUUUGGUGCGGGAGAGCUCAAUACGCUUUGAAUAACUACAGAGAGGCGUUCGUUAUGUUCCAGGAGAGUUUGAAGACGAAUGAGGAUAACUUGCUUGCCAGGUUUGGUGUAGGGCAGUCCCAAAUAAAGACGAAUCUAGUGGAGGAGAGCAUUUUGACUUUUGAAAACCUGUACAAGACAAAUGAGAACAUCCAGGAAUUGAACUACGUUCUGGGACUAUUAUACGCUGAGAAGUGCCUAAACACUCGUUCCAGAAAGAAACUCUCCGGUAAGGAUUCCAACUUCCUCAUCACAAAGGCAUUGCAGUACUUGGAAAAGUACAUCAACUUAACGACAGCCAAGAAGAACCAACUGAUCAUUAAGAGGGCGUAUUUGGUGAUGUCCGAAUUGUAUGAACUGCAAAACCAAUAUAAAAAAUCGUUAGAACUUCUGUCCAAGGCUGCUGAAGAACUACAGCUUAUUGACGAUGGCCACGUCCCACCGGAAGUAUUCAACAAUUUGGGGUUUUUCCAUUUUAUCAACGGAGAUCACGCCAAAGCCAUGGAAUAUUUUGAUAAAACGAAAAAAUUGGUUACCGAAUUGAAGGACAAAAGCCUCGAACUUACGAUAGAUUUUAACAUUGGGAGGACUUUGGAAGGCGAUCAAGUCGGCGAAGCGCAAGAUAUCUACAAGGGAAUACUCACGGAACAUCCAGCAUACGUAGCAGCCCGGAUACGGUCGCUCUUCUGCCAAAUCUUGAACCGGGAAAAGACGACCACGUUAGCGCAUGAUCUGAAACAGCUGUUGCACGAUUUCUCCGAUGAUUUGGAGGUCCGUGCAUUUUACAGUUGGUAUUUGAAGAACUGCGAUAUAAAGGACAGCGACGCAUUGGAGACGGCGCACAGUAAGGAGACGCUGGUGAAGUACGAUUCUCAUGAUCUAUAUGCGCUAAUCUCGUUGGCGAACCUUUACUGUGUGAUCGCAAAGGAGGCCAAAAAAUCAAGUUCCUCAAAAGAGCAAGAAAAGUCCAAACACUCGUACUUAAAGGCUACGCAACUCUACCAAAAAGUGUUACAAAUUGAUCCUCUGAAUGUGUUUGCUGCACAGGGUAUAGCCAUUGUGUUUGCCGAGAGCAAGAGGCUGGGCCCCGCGUUGGAGAUCUUUAGGAAAGUGAGAGACUCGAUCCACAACGUUGAUGUGCACAUCAACAUCGCGCACUGCCUGUUGGAGAUGAACGACUACGUGAAGGCAGCUGAGAACUACGAGAUCAUUUUAAAGAAGUUCGACAAGGAGAUCCCCAACAGGGCGUACAUUUUGAACCUGCUGGGCAAAGUAUGGUACCUGCGUGGUUGUAAAGAGCGGAACGUUGGGUUUUUACAGAAAUCUCUUGGGAACAUUAAGUUGGCAAUUGAAGAUGAAUCCUGUAAGACUCCACUGAACGGUAAGUUUUUGAACCGGUUGCAGUUCAAUCUCACGUUACUGCAAUUCCAGAUUUUGGAGACUCUUCGUAGGUCUGCUGCAAAGAACAGGACUCUGGCGGACUUGAAAUCUGCCUCCGAGGAAUUGACUCAUGCUGUUUCUGUGUUGAAGCAUCUGAGGGACGCUGAUGAUUUCAAGAUUGUCUCUCAAGAGGAAUUGGAGCAAAGAAUUCAGCUUGCGGAGACGACGAUGCGUACUUCUCUGGACCGUUGUAUCACUGAACAGGAAGCCUUUGAACGGGAGCAGAACUCCAAGUUGGACGAGGCACGUAAGAUCUUGGAGAUGAAGGAGCAACAAGAGCGGGAAACGCGGGCGAAGGAGGAUAUGGAGAAGCUCACGAAGCUUGCCCGGCAGAAGGAGGAGUACCAACGGUUGCAAGACGAGGCACAGAAGUUGAUCCAAGAACGUGAAACUUUUGAAGUUGGUGAAAACGACGUGGCGUACCGAUCAUCGGACAGCGGUGCUGUAGAUGAUGACGCCGCCGCCGCCGGGGACGGGAAGAGGCAGAAGAAGCGGAAGACGAAGCAGGGUACCAAGGCGAAGAGGACAAAACGGGACGCUGUGGCCGAGUCCAGCGACGGGGACAGCGACGGGGAAGAGAUCGCUGUCCGCAAGAGAGCGAAACGGUCCGCCAAUGCGGAUGCCUCGGUCGAGGAGAGCGACAGGGAGGAGGCACAACUGUCCCCUCCCGCGAGCGACGAUGACCAGGACGGGUUGUUCUAA
This is a messenger RNA of Huiozyma naganishii CBS 8797, 3231 nucleotides long. RefSeq names its product Ctr9p (gene CTR9). The record is from RefSeq and is a predicted model, not a curated record. The transcript has a single exon. Gene Ontology annotation, molecular function: RNA polymerase II complex binding. Gene Ontology annotation, biological process: regulation of DNA-templated transcription. Bases 1 to 3231 code for a protein of 1076 amino acids. Lineage: Eukaryota; Fungi; Ascomycota; Saccharomycetes; Saccharomycetales; Saccharomycetaceae. Gene Ontology annotation, cellular component: Cdc73/Paf1 complex.